This is a messenger RNA of Linum tenue, 3157 nucleotides long. Lineage: Eukaryota; Viridiplantae; Streptophyta; Magnoliopsida; Malpighiales; Linaceae. The record is from the annotation of a GenBank genome assembly.
UAAUUAUUAAAAUUCGAUAUUGAAGUGAUAAUUAUAUGGUUGCGAUUAACUUCAACCUCCUCUACCAAAAAAAUAAAAAACUUCUCAACCUCAUCCUUUAGCCGAUAUUUGAUGGUUUGUCGACGUGAAAAACUUGAAUACGUACCGGCUACAAUUUCUUGUAUGAAGCAAAGAGGCCCACGUUUGUGAUUGGGCCAACUAGAUGUGUCAUUGCGACAUCUAUCUGUCCACUGGGCUACAGUGAAAGUCUGCUGGUGGGCUUAUAUAUAUGAGAAUGGAUGAGAUCAAAACCAUAGCUUUUAAUUCCUCUUGAGACAAAAGGUUGCUAAUUCAGAAGAAGAGGGCGUUCUUAGAAAUUGGGGAAUGGAGGUUGGAGGUUCUCUUGCUGUUGCCAAUGUUCAACGGAUGGCUUCGAGUUUGAAGGAGGUACCCAAUAGGUAUAUACGUCCCGAGCUCGAGGUCGACCGAGUUGUUAACGAUGAACAUGUUUCGAUUCCGGUGAUCGACAUGAGCAAGUUAGUAGAUGGUUAUGGUGGUGACGAAUUGGCUAAACUCCAUUCGGCUUGUAGAGAUUGGGGAUUUUUCCAGGUGAUCAACCAUGGAAUUGCGGAGGAGGUGAUUAUGAAAAUGAAGAUAGAUGUUCAAGAGUUCUUCGACCAACCACUGGAGGAGAAAAUGAAAUGUGCACAAUUGCCUAAUUCUCUCGAAGGAUAUGGCCAAGCAUUUGUUUUAUCGGAAGAGCAGAAGCUCGACUGGGGUGACAUGCUCUUCAUUCUUGCAAAACCCAUCAAUGGAAGAAAUAUGAAGUUUUGGCCAAAAGUUCCCUCUUCUUUCAGGGCAACUGUGGACCAGUAUUCAACAGAGCUGGAAAAGUUGACAAUUAGCCUGCUGAAAUUCAUGGCUAUGAACUUGGGGCUCGACCCAGAAAAGCUGCUCCCUUUAUUCGAAGAAGGUGCUCAAGCUAUAAGAAUGAACUACUAUCCGCCAUGUAAGCUAGCCAGCAAGGUCACCGGACUCUCCCCACAUUCCGACGCCACUGGAUUAACGUUGUUGACUCAAGUGAAUCAAGUUCAAGGAUUGCAAAUCAAGAGAGAUGGGGAAUGGGUUCCCGUUGAUCCCAUUCCAGGUGCCUUCAUCGUCAAUGUCGGCGAUAUCAUCGAGAUAAUGAGCAAUGGAGAGUACAAGAGCGUUGAGCACAGAGCGGUGGUGAAUCCGAAAAAGGCGAGACUAUCAAUUGCGACAUUCCACAGCCCGAACUUCAACGCCACGAUUGGGCCGUUGCCGGACCUUUUCAUCGAGGACCGCAAGAAGCAAGCAGUACCAAAGUACAAAUCCAUAUCGCACCAAGAAUAUAUGAAACUUGGGGUGAAAACUAAACUCGAUGGCAAAAUUCCCAACGUUCAGCAACUCGCCUCCAGCUCCAAUGACGUCGUGCCCGUCCGGUACAUACGCCCCGAACUCGAGCUCGAUCGAGUUUCCAACGACGAGUACUCUGGUCGAAUCCCAGUCAUCGAUAUAGGAAAGCUCGUCGAUGGUGAUGAGGAAUCGGCUAAGCUCCUUCAUUCGGCGUGCAGAGAUUGGGGGUUCUUCCAGGUAAUCAACCACGGAGUAGCAGAGGAAGUGAUUCUCAACAUGAAGGAUGACGUUCAAGAGUUUUUCCGCCAGCCGCUGCAGCUGAAAAUGGAAUGCGCGCAGUUACCAAACGACCUUGAAGGAUAUGGCCAAGCGUUUGUUGUUUCGGAAGAGCAAAAGCUUGAUUGGGGUGACAUGCUUUUUAUUCUAACACGACCUAUUGAAGGAAGAAAGAUGAGGUUCUGGCCAAAAGUCCCCUCUUCUUUCAGGGCAACGCUGGACAAGUACUCAUCGGAGCUCGAGAAAUUGUCGGUCAUCCUACUAAGUUCCAUGGCCAGGAACCUGGGACUCGACCCUGACGAGCUGCUCUCGUCGUUCAAAGAAGGUUCGCAGAGUAUAAGGAUGAACUACUAUCCACCAUGCAAGCAAGCCAGCAAGGUCACCGGGCUCUCCCCACAUUCCGACGCCGGUGGACUGACAUUGUUGACUCAAGUGAACCAAGUGCAAGGAUUGCAAAUCAAGAAAGACGGGAAAUGGGUCCCCGUUGAUCCCAUUCCAGGUGCCUUCAUCGUCAAUAUCGGCGACAUCAUUGAGAUAAUGAGCAACGGAGAAUACAAGAGCAUAGAGCACAGAGCGGUAGUGAACCCGGAAAAGGAGAGGCUGUCAAUUGCAGCAUUCCACAACACAAACUUCAACGCCAUGAUUGGACCAUUGCCAGCAAUCAUCAGUAAAGAUCAGAAGCAAGCGCCAAACUACAAAACCGUGUCUGCUAUCGAUUACAUCAAGCUCGUUGUCAGCUGUAAACUCGACGGCAAAGGCCUCGUUGAUCAGAUGAAGAUACAAAGAGAAGCAGCACCACAGAAUAAAAGCACUUGAAGAUUGCAGAGUCCAAAACUAUAGACAGUUGAAUGUUCCAGAUGUUCAUUGAGUAAAAAUAUGUUGGAAUAUGCAGACAAGGUACCAAUAUGUUGGAGUAAAAAAUAAUGAGCUUUGACAAAGAAAGUAAUCUGCUAGAUUUCACAAAGAAGGGGCAUCAGUUCUCCAAGGUGAUAUAGCAUCAAUAGAAUUCAGACGCAAAUUACCCAUUUGUUGUAUGAGAUUCAUCCUCUGGCCCGAAGAAACACCACAUCAACCAUUACAUAAAGCAGAUUAAAAUCAAAUUGAGGGACGAAAAUUAGAACCGGACGAAGACAUUGGAAGGUGGGUAUUAGCGAUCAGAUCCUGUCGAGAUACGAUAUAACAUCACACAGUUAUAUUAGUCAGAGGAUUGACAGAACAUGACUUAAUAUCGUCACCUCGCCAUUACACCACCUCCAUUCCCGCCACAAUUCUCAGCAAAAACAGAGAGAAACAGUUGAAAAAUUAAAAAAUCAAGAGGGUUUGCUCUUAAUUCGUUUUGGGCUCAGAACUUCUUAGAGGGUUGUGUUUGCCGUCACCGACUGUAAAAGUCUCUGGCACACUGAUUACUUCUUCCUCACAGCUAACCAAAAACUUAAAAACAAAUGUAAACCCAUAAUUCGAAACCAAACUCAACCAUGAAGAAGAAGCUAAACACGAGAAUAGAUCGCUGUUGAAGAAGAUGGAA